Molecule: messenger RNA, 1300 nt
Organism: Verruconis gallopava
Lineage: Eukaryota; Fungi; Ascomycota; Dothideomycetes; Venturiales; Sympoventuriaceae
Exons: 1
Coding region: 236-1300 (354 amino acids)
Source: RefSeq, a predicted model, not a curated record
CGACUCGCCAAAUUCUUUGCGAGGAUGCGGCACAACGUGGGAGAAUUACAGUUUCGACCAUGUCACAUCAAUACUUCCCAGAUCCACACAUUUUGCACGACGUACUUCCGCUUCAGACUUCUUUCGCGUCCAGCGCGAUGCACAACUUACCAUACACCCGUCGCACACGUCUUGCUGGCUUUUGGCAGGUCUGCUUGGCACUCGAGAGAGCUUCUUCAUUGCUCAUCGACAUUUCAUGCUUGGUCUUAGUUUUACCGAAGACUUCCGCCAGGCAGUUUCUAUGAUCUUCAAUCUGUCUCCGUAUCUGCUCGCUGACGCGUACGACAUUGUCACGAAACGGCUAGAUGCCGGAUGCUCUCAAAACUCUGACCCCGAAAACAUGGACUUCGCGCUCGGUUCGAGUUGUCUACAAACAUUCUCGCAACUAUCAUCGUCAUCAAUUUCCAGAUGGGAGGAAGCUGCUCUAUGUGCGAUGCUUGGGCAGCUUUUGCUCGCUUAUACUGCAAUGUCACCUCUGGGGACAUCUACUCGUCACGUUACUCGGGCAACUUUACUCGCGAUCAGAGAUUGGUAUCCAGCAAUGCUUGAGCAUCCUCGGCUGCACACCCUGCUCAUAACUCUGGUUUGCGUCGACACCAUCGAUUGCCUGCUUCGACGGGAUUUGCCGAUCCUGCGGCUUCCGACGUUGAGCCGGCCCUCGUGCGACAGGCUUGCCGGCGUCUGUACCUCCUUACUGCCGUUACUCUAUGACCUAUGCGAAUGCAGCUAUCGCAUGAGAGUGGAAGUCUUGCCCACGAAAAUCUCUCGAGGUAGUCAAGACGAGCACGAUCCAUACUCUGACGUCGAACAAGGAAUACACGACUGGACACCAUCAACACCGCCAGGGUUCUGGGCCGACUAUACAGCACAGGAGCAGAAAGCCAUGUUCGUCCAGGCUCGCACAUAUCGUCUGGCAGCUCUUCUUAUCAUUCACCGCUUGCGCUUCCCCUUGGGCAUCCAAGGCACCGCGGCGAGAUCCCUUGCUUCCGCGAUCUUAGACGACAUCGCCGAGCUGAAGUCGUGGCCGCCGGACGGUGCCACGGGCUUAGGAUUGGAUUUUCCGCUGCUUGUGGCCGCGGUAGAAAUGCCGCAGCGUGGAGUUGAGCUAUUUGGAUCGUUCGACAGACUACGCUUCCGGAAACGACACCUUGAUAGGAUAGAGGACUUUGUCCGCACGUUGCACGAGGCAAGAGGGAACCAGUAUUCAGGAUCAUGGCUGGACUUUGUGGAAGACCAUUUUGUGGGAGAUCUGUUACCUUGA